Messenger RNA from Stylophora pistillata, 2964 nucleotides. RefSeq lists its product as uncharacterized. The record is from RefSeq and is a predicted model, not a curated record. NCBI's taxonomy places the organism in Eukaryota, Metazoa, Cnidaria, Anthozoa, Scleractinia, Pocilloporidae. Gene Ontology annotation, biological process: amino acid metabolic process. Gene Ontology annotation, molecular function: lyase activity.
CUUAUGCUCUCGGAGCGUCCAUCUACGAACCGGUAAAUCUCGACUACGAAGGGACACUUCUCCGAUCUUUGUGGACAGAAAUUUCGCUAUCGCUGGCAUUAAGUGUUAGCUCUGAUCUUGUGGCAGUAUGCAAGAGCACAAGUUUUCGACGUUCUUCGAGCCUUUCAAAAUCAAAUCUGUGGAGAAGCUCAAGCAAACAACGCGAGACGAACGAAUCAAGCAUCUGAAACAAGCCAACUACAAUUUGUAUCUCUUGGACUCGGAUAAUAUUAUGAUUGACCUUCUGACCGAUUCAGGGACUGGGGCGAUGAGUUCUGAACAGUGGGCAGCUGUCAUGCUUGGAGACGAGUCGUACGCAGGCUCCCCGAGUUACAGAAAGUUUGAAAAGGUCGUCAAGGAGAUCUUUGGCUACCGUCACGUGAUCCCCACGCAUCAAGGGCGUGCUGCUGAGCGCAUUCUCUUCCGGUGCACAAUAAAAGAAGGAGAUAUUGUGCCUAACAACGCACACUUUGCGACGACUUUGGCCAACAUCGAAGCGCAGGGGGGGGACGCGAUCAAUUUUUUGACACCCGAAGCUAUGGAGCCGAGUACAGAUAUGCCAUUUAAGGGUAACAUGAACAUCGGUAUGCUAGAAGAAAAGGUCGCCAAGAGUAAAGCCAGAAUCCCACUUGUUAUGAUCACCAUAACUAAUAACAUGGUCGGAGGUGAGCCUGUUAGCAUGGAGAAUAUCAAGGCGGUCUCAAAACUGUGCCGAGCUCACGGUAUUCCGCUGUUCUUCGAUGCCUGCCGUUUCGCUGAGAACGCCUGGUUCAUCAAGAUCAAAGAAGAAGGUUAUGCCAAUCGCACACCCAAAGAAAUCGCACAUGAAAUCUUCUCAUACGGAGACGGGUGCACCAUGUCAGCAAAGAAAGACGGCCUCGCAAACAUCGGGGGAUUUUUGGCAAUGAAUGACUCUGAACUCGCGGCACAAUGCCGGAAAGAGCUCUUGAUAACCGAAGGGUUUACGACUUACGGUGGACUCGCCGGACGCGAUCUCGAAGCAAUUGCCGUGGGGUUGAACGAGGUUCUAGAAGAGGACUACUUGCGUUAUCAAGUUGGCUUCGUGAAGUUUAUGGGGGACUUACUCGUAGAGAACCAAGUUCCGAUUGUCACGCCACCAGGAGGCCACGCAGUGUACAUCGAUGCAGGCGCAAUGCUGCCUCACAUCCCAAGGGAACAGUUUCCCGCGUGGGCCCUUGGGUGCGCACUUUACGUCGAGGGAGGUAUCCGGGGGGCGGAAGUUGGCGGGGUGAUGCUGGGGAAAGCAAAGAAUGGCAAGGAGUCUUCCCCAACGGGAGAGAACACAGAGGAUGAGGUGAACACUGAUGAAGAAGAUGAUGAGGUUUUUGAAACUGAAGUGGAGGAGCAUGAAGAGUUGUUCCGUCUGGCCAUUCCUCGCCGCACAUACACUGAAUCUCAUAUCAGAUACGUUGCCGAGGUCUGCGCCCAUAUUUACAGGAACCGCUCUAAGGUUUGUGGCUAUACUAUCGCGUGGGAACCACCCUGUUUGCGUCAUUUCACCGCCCAUCUGGAACCUAUUCGUCCGCCGUCAGGGGCUACCGAGGAACCAGAUAGAGUGCGCCAUCCGUCAGCUGUAAAAGUGUCCAGUGGUCAAAUUUUGAGGAGACGUAAAAAUUCAUCGAUGCAGUUUAGUUAGUAAAAUUUGAGACUCAGCAAUUAACUGAAGCUUCAGAAGAAAUUCCGAUCGAUUUUGAUUGCGUUAUUACGAACAAGUUUGCUACAAUUGUCUGAAGAAGUAUUAUUCAACGCUUGCAUGUCUGUAUGCGGUGCCUGUAACAAUCGUCACGGUCACCACGUGGGUAGCACUGGGAACGACGUUACAGAACGUGACGUAAUGCAGUCGUUGAAUAAUCAGUCACGUUAUGAUACUCGACACAUUGUGUUAUCUCCCCCAAACCACGGUAGAACCCCACCAACUCAACUCCCAAGGAAAGCUAAAAAUGGUUCGAGUUAGCGGGGGUUCGAGUUAGCGGGGAUUCGAGUUAGCGGGGGUUCGAGUUAACGGGGGUUCGAGUUAGCUGAUAGGGAGUGACUGAAAAAAAUAAGGUCAGGGUAAAUCGGAUCUUAUUCAAGUUACGGCGGGUUUGAGUUUACCAAGUUCGAGUUAGUGGGGUUCUGCUGUAUCACAAAAAAGAUAUGGGCCAAAGCAGAACAUUGGGAUCUUUUUCUAGUUUUGUGAUUUGAUUUUUAAGUGGUGGACCGAGGGGGAAGUGGGGAGGGGGGAUACUUGGGCCAAUUUUUUUCUCUUUUUCGGGUAUGAGCCACUGGCCUCUGAGAUCCCCUACCCCAUUAUAGUCUAUACUGUGGCCAAUUAUAGACCCAAUCUUAGUUUAUUUUUGGAAAGUGUAAUUUUGCUAUGCCAACAGACCCAUUGAGGUCACUUUUAACAGCGUAUCUUCCCAUUCUUAUUCCCCAUCAACCAGAAUUUUCUUACCCCCAAAAUCUCGAAAAUGUGCCACCCCAUUCUAGUAACUAUAUUGAAAUGCAACCCCAUUGUAAACUUCCUCAUCAUCAUUAGCCUAUUGCUAGGAAGAGCCUUCCCCAAGUAACGGACACCCCGUAGAAGGGCGUGCCUGCUCAAGUCAGAUCUUAUAUCUACUAAAUUUUCUAAUGACAACUCUGAAGGUUUUUUUUUGGGGGGGGAGGGGGUUACCUUUUGGUUUUAGUCUCUUAACACUCAAAUGAAAAGCGCUCGGCGUGAAUUAUUUUGAAUCUUAUUUCUUGAAUUCUGUUAUUGUUAGUCAUGGUAAGAUCUAUUAAUAGAUCACAAAUUUGUUGCAUUUUACACUAUGAUAAAGAAAACAUGAAACAUUUACUAUUGAGAACGACUAACAAAGAUGUAUUUGAUGGAAUUUAUUUACUUGUUAUGUAUUAAGAUGGCCAAAAUGAAUUAAGGUUAAUCAA